This is a messenger RNA of Lactuca sativa (garden lettuce), 478 nucleotides long. RefSeq lists its product as uncharacterized. NCBI's taxonomy places the organism in Eukaryota, Viridiplantae, Streptophyta, Magnoliopsida, Asterales, Asteraceae. The record is from RefSeq and is a predicted model, not a curated record.
GAACUGGCAUAAUAUUACUGCAUCAAGUGGCAUGAGAGAUGUUGUUGUGUCUACAUGGAUUUCUGAACUAUUAUAUGAGUCCAUAAAACCAUCAGCUAUGGAGUCUAACAAUAAUCUUGAUGAUGAUCUAGUAAAUGCUUGGGCAACAGGUCUUGUUGAUGAUGGCUUGUGGGGAAGCAAUGCUCCUGCAAUGAAUAGGGUUAAUGAGUUUCUUGCUGGUGCUGGGACUGAUGCACCUGAUGUUGAUGACGAGAACAUUAUUUCAAGACCUUCAAUGAGUUAUGAUGAUAUGUGGGCAAAAACUCUUUUGGAGACUGCAGAAGUUGAUGAUGACGGGAGGUCUUCUGGAUCUUCUUCUCCAGAUUCAGUAGGGUCGGUUGAGACAUCAAUUUCAUCUCAUUUUGGAGGAAUGAAUUAUCCAUCUUUGUUCAGUUCCAAACCAUCAGCUUAUGGAUCUUCACAACCCACGAUAUCAUAA